Molecule: messenger RNA, 1824 nt
Organism: Wallemia ichthyophaga EXF-994
Lineage: Eukaryota; Fungi; Basidiomycota; Wallemiomycetes; Wallemiales; Wallemiaceae
Product: Protein ssh-4
Exons: 2
Coding region: 1-1824 (607 amino acids)
Molecular function (GO): protein binding
Source: RefSeq, a predicted model, not a curated record
AUGGCAUCCCACAACAGCCCAUCGCUAUUCAUCAUCCUCCCGCUAAUAUUGGUCUUCUCCACAAUUACCUUUCUCUUUCUCAUCUUCUCUCUCGCGCUCCUCAUAGUCCGUAUCAAGAAGCGCAAUCGCAGCACACGCAGUCCCGGCAACUUCCGCAGGCUCACUCGCAUUACCCCUGAUUCCUCGCAGCUAUUUCUCCCUUUCAACGACGAUCACCUCAAUCUCCCCCCUAUCGAUCUCUCUGAUAUGGAUUAUGACGGCGGUUUAGCCGAUUGGGCCGUCGACGAGCCAGGCGGUCAAACUGCCGCCAUUGAGCGCUACUUCAACUCGUUAGACCAAGCCCAGAUGGCUGGUGUACAGAGAGCCCGUGACUUCCAAGCCACCCACCCGCCAACCAGUCUCCCCACCGCCAUCACCCUAUCUCAAUAUCUCACCAUCCAAGAGAAGGGUGUUGCAGCGUGGUCAUUCGAGCCCGACUACGAAUCGCUCCCUCCAAUUCUCGUCCAAGCCCGCACCGAGCUCACUUUCCUGGCUGAUGGCGAGGGUCUCCCACCCAGUGAAGGCGGUGCUUGCAGCGUACAGACCAAUCUCCCUAUCCCCCGUUCCAACGACGUGUACUACUUUGAAGCGAAGCUGUUCGAGAUUUCGCCUGGCACCACUCUCGCGUUCGGUCUGUCUACCAAACCGUUCCCUUCGUUCAGGCUGCCCGGCACGUGCAAGUACUCUGUAGCUUAUGACAGCAACGGGCAGGCGAGCUACAACUAUCCCUUCACUGCCCACCCGAUCGGCACGCCACUGCUCGAAGGCGACGUGCUCGGUGUCGGUUACAAACCGCGCACUGGGACUGUCUUCUACACGCGUAACGGCAAGCGUCUCGACCCACCUCCGCUCGAUGGUGCUUUCCAUGCUUUCGGGAAUGGCAGCGGUGGUAACCAACAACGCACUCCCUCUCACGCGCAAGCCAACUCAGAAGGAAGCAACGGCAACCCAACCAACUCCUCCCCACUCGACCUUUUCCCUACCGUAGGCAGCACGGGGGCGGCAGUCGUUCAUGUCAAUUUCGGCCAAGCUGGUUUCGUUUUUAUAGAGGCUAACGUGAAGAAGUGGGGUCUGGCACCUAUGUCGGGCACUCUCGCUCCACCACCCGCAUACGGACACAACAACGGCUCGCUGCUGCUUGAGACGGCAGGCGGACGAGGCGGAGGUGAUGAAGACGACACACAAACACACGAUCCCUCCCGCCCUCUCACGUUCGAUGAGCGCAGCCGUCUCGAGAGACGUGUCAACCAAGGUCUCAGGAGGGAGGCUGGAGGUGGUUCCCGUGCAGGUGCACAGGCGGAUGAGAGCGGGAGUGAGAUGGCUGGUGACGCCGGAGUCGGUACAUCGACGGUCUCAAAUGAUCCACAGUCACACAAUCUCACACUCUCGAAUAUCAGACACGCUCCAUCGCAUCACCAUCACAAGGACAAUCAAAGCGAGUCGCUCGAUUACACAAACAACCCACCUACACCGAAUAACCUCGACAUAAGUCUGACAGAGCUCGAGAGAAGACGCUCACAAGGCGCGGGUGCGUCGACGAGCAGACGAGAAGAGAGUGAAAGUGGAAAUGAAAACGAGAAUGAAAUUGGUGAAGGUGAUGGUGAUGGUGAACGCACUCCAACGGCCAACACCGCCUCAGCAACCCAUUCCACCCCUGCCACGCCUUGUGUUUCCUCGGAAGCACCCCCUCCACACUACGCACCGAUCGACCCGCAGAAAUAUCCCGAUGGAGUAAGUCUGGCUGAUAUUCCAUCAGAUGAAUUGGUGAGGUUGAUAGGGGAGUGA